Vollenhovia emeryi is the source of this 10435-nucleotide messenger RNA. RefSeq names its product protein furry (gene fry). Gene Ontology annotation, cellular component: cell cortex; site of polarized growth. Lineage: Eukaryota; Metazoa; Arthropoda; Insecta; Hymenoptera; Formicidae. Bases 435 to 10196 code for a protein of 3253 amino acids. The transcript has 45 exons. The record is from RefSeq and is a predicted model, not a curated record. Gene Ontology annotation, biological process: cell morphogenesis; neuron projection development.
GUUCGAACGCGCGAAGCGAAUCCGUCGCCAUCUAGCGGUUGCGCGCCAAUAGACUGUAACAGACGGUCAGCGAACGAGGAAAUAAGAAAAGAGAGCGCGGAAGACAGAAAGCGAGAGACAGAGAGACAGAGAGCGAGAGGGAGACAGUGAUAACUGAAUAAACUCAGCGCGGGAGGACGGGAGGAGCGGAGUCAGGUUGAUACGCGCCGGGAUCGAGCAUCGAGCCGGGAUAAUAUCCGAGCGAUGCGCUGAACCGCGUCCUUCACGGCGAAUUUCCCGUCCUCGUCGCGGUCGGCGAGAGACGUUCGACCGACGGUGAGCAUCGUCGACGAGUGCCGUUGACCGCCCCGGGUGACCGUGUCCUCGUCGCUGCGCAUCACUCGGACGGCGCCGACCUGCGCGUAAAUGGCGCCGUAAUGAUGUUUGGAGUAUAGAUGUUGCCGAAGGAGGAGACAAGAGUCAGCAACAUGACUGAAGGUGCGGAGACUCAGCCGAACGCUGGGAACGAGCCCCAAGCAGAGGCCUUGGAACCAAGAACAAAUCACAACGAUGGGUUACACGAGGGAGCGGAGUCAACGUCGCAAGCUGCUCUUGAACCUAUGCAGGAGCUUCUUAUGGUUCAUGGUGCGACGCAGGGAGAGAGCAGCGAUGCUGUCAGUAUUUAUACUGCCAGUACUUCGGUGUCCGGUAACGAGUCGAGCUCUAGCAGAGUCAGUGCGAUAACUGUGGUCUUGCCCUGGGGUGCUCAGAAAGAGACGGUGAAGCCGCAGCAAAUAGGAGAUAUGGAUCUGAGACCGGGAGAAUACGUGAUGCGUAUUCUCUUUGCGGAAUUCACUUCGCAGGCGGAGAAAAAGAUGGAGGCUGUUAUGACGGAACAUGAGAAACAACUAUCGAAAGUGCUGCAAAGAGGAGAGGAUCCGCAAUUCGAUCAACUGUUAUCGGCUUUCGGUUCCGUCGCCGAACAUUGUUUACCUUCGAUAUUGAAAGCCCUUUUUAAUUGGUACGAACGUCAGCUUAUUGACCAAGGUGGUGAUCAAAAGAAACCUACCCCCGGAAAGGAAGACCAAAAAGGGAAGAGUAUUAUGUAUACAAUAGUAUCGGGAAGUGUGGAAACGGUGGAGAGAAGUGAAGCAGAUCUCUUGCAAGAGCGUAGAGAUCUUGCUGUCGAAUUUAUAUUUUGUUUAAUGCUGAUCGAAGUUUUGCGUCAAUUACCGUUUCAUCCUGGACACGAGGAUCUAGUAACAUAUAUAGAAAAUAUCGCUUUUAAGCAUUUUAAGUACAGAGAAGGUAUACAAAACGAACCGAACGCAGCUAAUAUUCACAUUAUUGCUGAUCUCUACGCUGAGGUGAUAGGAGUUCUGGCGCAAUCCAGAUUUAUGUCAGUGAGAAAACGCUUUAUGGUAGAACUGAAAGAAUUGCGAGCUAAAGAGCCAGGACCCCAUACUACACAGAGCAUUAUUUCCUUAUUAAUGGGAAUGAAAUUUUUCCGAGUCAAAAUGGUACCGAUUGAAGAAUUUGAGGCAUCAUUUCAAUUUAUGCAGGAGUGCGCUCAAUAUUUCUUAGAAGUGAAGGACAAAGACGUUAAGCAUGCUUUAGCUGGUCUUUUUGUUGAAAUACUCGUGCCCGUUGCUGCUGCUGUGAAGAACGAAGUAAACGUGCCGUGUUUGAAAAAUUUUGUGGAAAUGUUGUAUUCAACAACAUUAGACAUGUGCACAAAGUCCAAACAUAGACUGGCGCUCUUUCCCUUAGUAACCUGCUUGCUUUGCGUUAGCCAGAAAACGUUCUUUUUACAAAACUGGCAUUACUUUUUGGCUAUGUGUCUCUCUCAUUUGAAAAAUCGCGAUCCAAAGAUGUGUCGAGUUGCAUUAGAGGCUUUAUACCGUUUACUCUGGGUUUACAUGAUACGGAUCAAGUGCGAGAGCAAUUCCGCCACGCAGAGCAGACUGCAGAGCAUAGUGAACUCUUUGUUUCCAAAGGGAUCGAAGGCGGUAGUGCCGCGCGACACGCCGCUCAACAUUUUCGUAAAGAUUAUCCAAUUUAUCGCGCAAGAGAGACUGGACUUUGCGAUGCGUGAGAUAGUGUUCGACCUGCUGUCGGUCGGUCGACCGGUGAAGAUAAUUUUGACUCCCGAACGCAUGAGUAUCGGCCUGCGGGCGUUCCUCGUCGUAGCCGACAGCUUGCAGCAGAAAGAGGGGGAACCACCUAUGCCGCGCACCAUGGGUGUCUUGCCGAGCGGGAAUACCAUGCGCGUUAAAAAGACGUAUUUGAAUAAAAUGCUGACGGAGGACACCGCGCGGAGCAUAGGAAUGUCUUCGUACUUUCCGCACGUGCGCCGAGUGUUCGUGGACAUCCUGCGCGCGUUAGACGUUCACUACGGUAGACCUCUCAUGAUGACCAGCACUCAGAAUAUGAACAAGGAGCCGGAUGAGAUGAUCACCGGAGAACGCAAGCCUCGAAUAGACCUCUUCCGCACGUGCGUCGCCGCUGUCCCGCGACUGAUCCCCGAUGGCAUGACCGGCGCGGAAUUGGUCGACUUGCUGGCUCGUCUGACAGUACACAUGGACGAGGAACUGCGCGCAUUGGCGUAUCAAAGCUUGCAGACUCUGGUAUUGGAUUUUCCCGAUUGGCGACAGGAUGUCGUGCUUGGCUUCACACAGUUUCUAGCCAGGGAUGUGCAGGACACCUUUCCGCAACUUAUUGACAACGGUCUGAGAAUGCUGCUGCAAUUACUGACCAGUUGGAAGAACGCCCUGACGAGUCCCAGUAUAAGAUCCAAGGAACAAUCGGUGGAUCCUGCACGGGUGAAUAUACGAGUGGACGUUGGCAUCAAGAAAUGCGAAACCGGCCAGAAAGUAGAACCUGUGUCGAACAUAUUCUAUCUGGUGGAAGGAUUCGCCUUGGUCAUGCUCUGCAAUUGUCGCCUUUAUCCCCGACGAUUGGCUGUUCACAUACUUCGGGAGGUCAAGCUUUUGCUGAAGACUUUAGGAGGACUCGAGGAUGAUCAACCAGUUAUCGACGUGAUUGACGCUUGCUGUCCCGCCGUCUUGGAAAAAUGUUACCCUAUGUUACCGCCAGCUGAGAAAGCAGCCGCCGCGUCGACGUCUAACGUGGAUUUGCAGUGGAUAGCCGACAGAAGUAGUUGUGUUUGGACAGCUGGGUUCCACGACGAGAACAGCACCAAGAGUUCGUCCUCGCUCAAUCUGAAUGGGGCCGAUCCGUGGGCCAGUUGUCUGUUCGCCUUCCUGGAAAAGGACAGAGUGCUUACGCUGUGCCCGAACGCCGUCGCUCAUUCUUGGCCCAUUGUGUUCACUCGUGUAAACUCCCUGUUCUCAGUGGUGGAUCCCACGCCGGUGAACGACAAUCGCGCUUCGUUAUUGCGAAGUUCGACGACAGUGAGAAAGCCAGUAAACGAGAGAGAUGUUUAUAUGCACAUCUGGAAAAAUUAUCUGACCUUUGGAUACAGAGUCGUGCCACCAGUGCCGAAUCCAGUCGUUCGAUGCGCCAGUCCGGAUCUGAGUCUUAGUGGUCAGCAUACGGUGGAGUUUGGUGUGUUGUGCAUGAGUAAGGAGUUGAGUCAGAGCCUGGAGAAUCUCGGCGGGGCGCAGACCCUGCCGGGUCGGUUCUCCGUACCGUCCAUUUCCGGCAUCUACACCCGGCACAAGCGUACCAGCUCCUCGCCCGACAGCCUGUCCGCGGAGCGUGGCGACAACAAGUCACCGGGGACAAACGCGAGUCCCGCGGCCCUGUACAAGCUGACCGUACCCUUGCUGAGAUGCGAGGCCGUCGACGUCAGGGAUGCCGCGGUGCAGGCGAUUGGGAAAGUGAACGCCGACGCUCUAAAAGACUUGAUGGAGGAACUGGUACCUUACAUCCGGGAAGCGGUCGAUCGGAAGCAGGAGAAUAUGAGGCGGCGAAGAAGACGCGACGCUCUGAGACUGCAGCUGGUAAGAGUGCUGGAAUUGAUCGCAGAGUAUGGGACGUUCGGCAUCUGCCCAGCGGUACUAGAUCGCGAGACGCAGUCCUUGCAUCCGACUUUCGUCGAGUACAUAGACGGUGCGCGCGUUUACCUGGAAAACGAGACCGACAAGGAAGCGCCCGCCGUGCGAGACAUCAAGUUGCACUUCUGCAACUUCAUGAGGAAGAUGAUCAAGAGCUUUUCACUGGAGAUCUGCUACACUUUGUUAAAGAGGGACUUGAGGAGAAAUCUAUUCAUGCUCUUCGCUAGUUGGGCCGGUGUUUACGGCCGGCCGCUCACGAGCACGUCUUCCAUGCAAGAGGAGGAAAAGUCUUGCACGGAAUUGCAGCUCUCAGCCUUGCAAGCUAUGAGCGGAUUACUCUGUUGCGGGUCGUGCUUCAAUCCGCAGUCGCUCUCGGAGGAGGGCGCGAUUUUGUAUCAAUGGCUGGACUUGUUACUGGCCAGUAAAGACGAGAAGAUUUAUACGCUUGCACGCGAAACCGUCGUGUUGUUGCUCGAGGGAAAUCCCGAUAUCGGUACACUUUUGGACUGGGUGGUGGAUCGAUGUUAUACUGGAGCACCGCAGGUGGCCGAUGGCUGUUUUCUCGCGUUGGCAACGAUUUUCAGCGCCAGGGAGUAUCCUUGCGACCAUUACACGAGUGUCAUCAACGUAACAUUAAUGAAUACAGGAUGCCCCCGCGCUCCGGUCCACGAUGCGGCGCUUCAGCUUCUUCAACUGUUGGACCAACGCUUUUUUGGAAAUGUGGGUCCGCUUCCAGCCACAGAACUCGAAGCUGGGCACAACGAUCCUCUCGCAAGCUGUGCCGCCACCGUAACUUCCGGGCCGGGUCAACAAAGCAAUCCUGCAGGUGAGAUUUCAUCCGGCGGGACGAUCAGAGGUGGCACACUGGAUGUCCUCCUGUCGACCACUUAUUGCCGCAGCCAAAUGUAUCUUUCGCGUCAACUGGCUCAAUUGCAUCCGGAACUCACGAUGCCGAUGUUCAGCGAAAUUACGCAUCGGUUUCAAACAGCCCGUCGAGAAGUUCGGCAAUUGCUACUGCAAUAUUUGUUACCCUGGUUGCACAACAUGGAAUUGGUCGACCCAAACGUACCGCCACCGUCUAAUCCGCUGAGUUAUUACCAGUAUUACACGAGCGAUGUGACACGUGGAGGAACGCGCAGAGAAGGCUGGGGCAGCGCGGAGGCGACGGAGAUGGUGCUCAACAAUCUCUUCUACAUCACCGCAAAGUUCUCGGACGAACAUCCUAAAGAAACGGAAGAGCUUUGGGCAACUCUGUGUGGUUGUUGGCCAAACAAUCUCAAAGUUAUAAUCCGCUAUUUGAUUAUCGUCUCGGGAAUGGCCCCUCAGGAGCUACUACCAUACGCAAAACGUGUGGUAUUGUAUCUGGCCCGGGCGCGUCCGGAUCGUCUUGUCGACGAAAUGAUGACAGAAUUGGAGACGGUCGAGACCCUGAAUUGCUUGAUCGAGCGGACAGAAACGCCGCCCUUCUACCGGCUCACAAGCAUGAGAAAAGCCUCGUCGCACAGCGACGCGCCGGCCGCCGAUCCUGCCAAUCCUCCCCGCGAUCUCGGCGUUGAAAAGGGCACCAUUCAUACGAAAAGACACUCUGGCGAGGAUCCCGUCAAGACCGGCUCGAAAUCCGAUACCGCACUCCGAGCGCUCGCGGGGUUUCAAACUCCAAGGGCAGAAAAGACGAGGACUGCGAGCGGUCCGCCAGUUCUUCCAGACGAUCUAUCAACUCCGACGACGGAAGCCGAGUUAACUACCGACGAGUCGUGUUACGCCGCACGUAACGGGCCCGCCGGGGUGAACGGAAAGAUGCCGUGCGUCGACGAGAAGUUCGAUAUUCCUCAACCGCAUCCCCUGCCGAUGCCGGAAUACGGCGGGUACUUCGCUCCCCUGACUGAAUACCUGCCCGAUAGCUCUCAGCCGAUAAGCGGAUUUCACAGAUGCAACAUCGCUGUGAUGUUGCUCACCGACGUCGUCAUCGAUGGGAUCCAGCUCGAUUGGGCCAUACACGUUCCCUUGAUGCUGCACAUAGUCUUUCUCGGACUGGAUCACUCGAGGCCGUUGGUGCGAGACCACUGUCGUUGCUUGUUGUUAAACCUGCUGGUCGUGCUCGGCGAUCAUCGCGAUCACCUCGGCGUGGCGCGCGUCCUGCUCGCCUCGAAGACGGAGCAACUGGGAUUAGGCCUGUCCACCCCGACUCUACCGGUGCUGGAACACAAUUUCACGGAGAUGGACCCGGAGUUCGACAGCUAUCUGUACGGCCCACCCGCUGUCCCGCCGCCGACGACACCGCCACCGUCGUCCUCGCCGCCUCCACCAUCCUCGCCGCCGCCUCCGCCGCCUCCUCCACCGCCGCCGCCGCCACCACCUAUGCCUCCCGAUUCUUCAGCAUCUCCGCCGGUACCCCCGCCACCCCCGCCGCCUCCUCCUCCUCCGCCGUUACCAUCUUCCUCGGUUGCGGACGGAACGCCUACUCACUCGUCUUUGUCGAAUUCAACAUCAACCCCGCCGAUGUCGAUGAAUCACUCGAAUCAGUCGGCGACGGAUGAUAGUAAGGACUUCGGGAAUUCUCACUACGAACCAGCGGUGUGCAACAGUUGGCCGACCUCGAGCGGAACGACGACGAACGCGGUGCCGCCUGUUAUCGUGACGCCGGAGGACACGCAUAAUUGGACCGGUCCUCAGCCGGGUCCUAAUAUGCCGAUACAAGACGUCAUCAAGUCCCUGAUCAAUUUCUUAGCCUCCAGGACAAAUCAACCGCUAUGGAAUUACGAGGAUAUGACUGCCAAAGUGUGGUGGGUGCGUAGCGCCGAACAACUCACGAUAUUAUUGCGGCACGUAUUACGCGUCUUUAGAGACUCCUUGCCCCACGCUUUAGUCAGCCAGAGAUGGGCGCAAACGGCGCUGCAAUUAGGCCUCUCCUGCUCGUCCAGACACUACGCCGGGAGAUCGUUACAAGUUUUCCGAGCGUUGCGCGUCCCCAUAACGUCCAGAAUGCUGUCUGACAUUUUAUCUAGGCUGGUGGAGACAGUUGCCGAGCAAGGCGAAGACAUGCAGGGAUAUGUAACAGAGUUGUUGCUAACGUUGGAAGCGGCUGUCGAUUCGCUCGAGUCAGACUUUAGACCGCUCGAUUUCAUGAAAGAAAUAUUCAAGUCGACACCUAAUUUGAACAACAAGGAUCCGGUAUCAGGAAAUGUAAUCGGGGGGAAGCGUAGUCCAGGAGGUGGAAAUGGUUAUCCAGCUGGGCCACACAUGUUCUCUCACUUGAAUCAAGGCGGGCACACGAGGAGCACCAGCUACUCAGUUAGUUACUGCAUGAAGAGAUCCAGUGGUGGAAAUUCUGCGACUAGCGAUAUGAAAGAAUUGGAGAACAGAACUGGGGGCAACAAGUAUCCUAACUCGAAUCUGUCUAGAUCAAGGUCGGCACAGUCCUUGAAGUUACUGGGUGACUCCGCCACGCAGGACGACAAGAUGACGAUACUAGCGCAACUGUUCUGGCUGUCGGUAUCCCUGCUGGAAUCGGAUUACGAGCACGAAUUCCUCCUGGCGUUGCGGUUACUCAGUCGCGUGCUGCACAGGCUACCGCUCGAUCGACCAGACGCCCGAGACAAAGUUGAGAAACUGCAACAGCAGCUGCGGUGGAGCUCGUUUCCCGGUGUACACGCGCUGCUACUGAAAGGAUGCACCAGUCCGAAUACGUACGAACCAGUUGUUACGCUGCUGUCCCAAUUUACACCUCUGCUAGAUCUGCCAGUGGUCGACCCCACGCAAAGCCUCGCGUUCCCGAUGAAUGUUGUCUCGUUGCUGCCUUACAUGUUGCUGAACUACGAAGACGCCAACGAACUUUGCAUCAGAAGCGCCGAAAACAUUGCACAAGUAAGCGCAGAAAAGGGGAAAAAAUUGGAGAACCUCGGUACAGUCAUGACGUUGUAUAGCCGGCGUACUUUCAGCAAGGAAAGCUUCCAGUGGACUAAAUGCGUAGUGAAGUAUCUUUACGACUCCUAUGCUCAUCUUAGUUUCAACAUGCUAGCUUUCCUUGUGGAAGUACUGGAGAAAGGUCCGAGCAGUGUGGCAUUGCCGGUACUCAGUAUUAUACAUUGCAUGUUGCAUUACGUGGAUCUGGCGUCUCCAGCCGCGCAACCGAUCAAUACCGAACUGUUGAGAGUGAUCUCUAAAUACGUCGAGGGCACUCAGUGGAAAGAAGCGUUGAAAAUCUUGAAGCUUGUGGUGACAAGAUCGUCGACACUCGUAGCGCCGCCGACCUCGAUGCACGGUUCAUCCUGGGAUUCUUCGCUAGCAUCGCCGCAUCCUAGCUUCACCGACACGGAGAUAUUUACUAAGAAAGAGUUGCCGGGAAGAACGAUGGACUUCACGUUUGAUCUGUCUCAAACGCCAGUUAUCGGUCGGCGUUGGCUUAUACGUCAAGGCACUGAAGAAAAGUCAAUCAGUUCUCCACGUUGCUCGUUGUCUCUAUCGCCGGCUGAUAAUAGCGCAAUUGCCGGAUGGAAGAGACCGUGGAUGUCGCAGGGCCGUGUCAGGGAGUGCUUGGUAAAUCUGUUGACGACAUGUGGACAAAGAGUCGGUUUACCGAAGAGCCCAUCGGUCAUAUUCAGUCAAAGUUCGGACUUGAUGGAAAGACAAUCAUCCAUGGCUUCUUCAACGGAAGAGGUUUCCGGGGCGAAUAACGAUUUGAGCGGAGGAUCCAGACGAGACGAUGAGCAGUUUGGCGUAUUUAAGGACUUCGAUUUCCUUGAAUAUGAAAGCGAAAGCGUUGAGGGCGAAAGCACGGACAACUUUAACUGGGGAGUUCGACGUCGUCCUCUUAGCGAGGGUGAGGAACGAGAGCCCAGUUUGCGACAGUUCGAGGAAAGUUUAAGUGAGAAAACACCGUCAUCCAGCAAACACACAACACGGCGCGGCGUCGCCGAAGAGUCGUCGGACGACGAGGCAGGAUCGGAAUCACCGCUGGACGAAGUACCAGGAGGAUCCGGAACGGGACAGGAGGCAAACAGCAUCCCGGGAAUGUUCCCGCCGUCUUCUCUCUCGUUGAUACCUAGUCGCACGCGUCACGACUCAUCUACAAGGUCUGACACAUCCGGCUCGAGCGCGGGAGAUCUCGGAGACGUUACGCCCUGCAACGCGUCACCCAAUCUGUCCGCGUUGAUGCCCUUCCGACAGGUUGUACGCGACGAUGCCGAAGAGGUCUGGAGGCAGCAAAUCCAAAGUCUCAUUACUCAAGCUCCGUACAACACUUUGAGCUUCUUCCAAUUGCUGAGCAAGAUCUUAAGGGAUGUGAGCAGUAAAUCCGUUGGUCUUACGCGCGAGGCAAGUGCUUUGCUUUGUAACAGCAGCUCGGCUUCAGCGCACUUGGGUUGCUAUUUAUCUGGCCAUGCCGAGCUACUCAGUUCAAAAGCCGAGCCGCCUCUGGUGUGGUUCUCGGUGGCCAUAUUCGCGAAUCAGCGGCUAAACGAGACGUUGCGCUUUGGAAUGCUGGAGAUACAGGAGCAUCUGGAGACAUUUCUCGAUAGGAAAGAUCAUGCUACGGAAUGCUUGGAGGCAGCUAAAGCAACCGCUAAGCUUCAGGCAUUAGGCGGCAGUCAUACCACGGAAGCGGGCGUCGAAGAGAUGCUGUUGGACCUGGGCAGAGCGCUCUACAAACUGCACUUCCAGCUACUUCUGUUGAUCGAAGCGUCGAACAAGAUGCUAGGGGCGCUGAUGAACGCCGCUAGAAACGUGCAGAUUCCUUUGCAAGAUCUAUCUAUCGAGAUCGCCAAUAUGAAGAUAGCAUUGAGUAGAGCGCUCGAAGAAAGUACUGAGAGUGAACGAGGGACACCCACUCCGACACCCAGUCCUAGUCCUCUUCCGGGUUCCGGAGCCGUGGAAGAAGUCGCCCGAGUCGCCGAACUUUUGAGAAACGCACGAUGGUGUCCGGCGCUCGAAGCCGUAAGACUGCACAGGGCACAAUGGCCCGGAGACCCCUUUCAUGAUGACGACGACGUAACGACUGCCGUUAAUAUGUACUGCAAAUACAUAGGUCAAGAGAGAUCGGAUAUAUUCGUGGUAACAAGAAAGGACGAGGAGAUGUCAGAAAUAUUUGGCAGACUGAUGGAAAGUCUGUUCGAGGUACUGGCGGCUGUCACGGGAUUGGAAGCGUCUACGAAGGCCGCGCGCAAUCAGCAUGACUCUAAUCACUCGAAAAGCGAUUGUUAAUAUAAGCUUUAAUCACAUAGUAUUUACCAAUCGUUCUCGUAUAGAUUUAAGUCAACGUAUAUAUUUAAUUGUCGUACAUACGUAUGUAGAUGUCUUGUAUACGAUGGUAGGUAAAAGUAUGUAUAUAUACAUAUAUCACGAGAAAAGUUCUUAGAUUUUGUUUUUUUUUUAGUGCGAAAAACGUGACAAAUCACUAUCGAAUGUAAAUUUGGCGAAAUAAAGCAUCGAAAUCUCGAGGA